Molecule: messenger RNA, 1428 nt
Organism: Saxophila tyrrhenica
Lineage: Eukaryota; Fungi; Ascomycota; Dothideomycetes; Mycosphaerellales; Extremaceae
Gene: ARP4
Product: NuA4 histone acetyltransferase subunit
Exons: 3
Coding region: 1-1428 (475 amino acids)
Biological process (GO): chromatin remodeling; regulation of transcription by RNA polymerase II
Cellular component (GO): SWI/SNF complex; NuA4 histone acetyltransferase complex
Molecular function (GO): chromatin binding
Source: RefSeq, a predicted model, not a curated record
AUGGCGCUCCCACCGACACAAGCACCGGCGGCCGGCGAGUACGCGGGAGACGAAAUCAGCGCACUCGUCCUAGACUGCGGUAGCUGCUCGACACGUGCUGGCUUCGCAGGCGAAGACACGCCAAAGUCUGUCGUGCCCACGAACCACGCUUCUCUCUCGUCUGGCGAGCGGCUGUUCGGCGAGAAUGCGAUCCAUCUACCACGGGCGGACGUUGAGAUCCGGAACCCAUACAAUGCGGACGGCCUAGUAGAAGACUGGGACACUGCUUCGAAACUAUGGGAGUACACAGUCACAUCGCGUCUGACCGGCGCAAGGCAAACACCUCCCACACGGAAUGGUUUGAACGAUGACAAGGAUGAGAAUGGCGAUGUGAACAUGGAGCAGGAAGCCGAGCGGAGAGAGGAUGAGCAGGAUAGUCCUCUGGCGGAGUACCCGCUGCUGAUGACCGAGCAACCUUGGAACCCGGUAAAAGCGCGUGAGAAGACGAUGGAGCUGGCCAUGGAGGAGUGGGGUGUGCCUGCGUUCUUUUUGGCGAAGAACGGGCAGUUGGCGGCGUAUUCACAGGGCAAGGCUACCGCACUAGUAGUCGAUGUUGGACAUCAGAACACAUCCGUGACUGCAUUGUGGGAAGGAAUGGUGUUGAAGAAAAGCCUCCAUCAUGCACCCUUAGCCGGCAACUGGCUCAACAACCAGAUCCGUGCCAUGUUCGCCACCCAGCAACCACCCGUCCCCCUCGUUCCACACUACAUGGUCAAAACCAAGCAACCCGUCGACGCCAACUCUCCCUCCAAUGCCACCUACGUGCAAUUCGCCAAACCGCCACCCGACUCCUUCCGUCGCCUUGAAGAAGAGCGCGUACUCACCGCUUUCAAGGAAUCCGUCGUGCAAGCCUGGCACGGCCCUGGCCGCCUCGAGGCUCCCCCGGCUCCCCACGCUCCCAACGGCUUCUCCAACCUCGACCACGUCCGCAGCUUACCUCCCCGCCCCUUCGAAAUGCCUGAUGGCUGGAACACCGUCUUCGGCGCCGACCGCUUCAAAGUCGUCGAAUCGUUGUUCGACACUCGCGCCGCCUAUCCUUCGUCCGACCAGCCCACGCCGAAACCGGAAGAUGCCAUCCCAUCCCUUGUCAACCGCGCCGUCUCCGCUUGCGACGUCGACACUCGACCGCACCUCCUCAACAACAUCAUCCUAACCGGCGCUGGCUCUCUCAUAGAGAAACUGCCUGAUCGGCUGCAAACGGAUGUGCAGGCCAUGUUCCCUAAUCCGAAGGUACGAGUGCUGGCGAAUUCGAAUGCGGUGGAGAGGAAAUUUGGUGCAUGGGUGGGUGGGAGCGUGUUGGCGAGUUUGGGCACGUUCCAUCAGAUGUGGGUCUCGAGGCAGGAGUAUGAGGAGUUUGGGGCUGGGGUGGUGGAGAAGAGGUGUAAGUGA